AUGUUUGUCCACAUUUGUUGCCGUAGGAAGAAAAACCGGGAGAGCCACAAUGAGGUGGAGAGACAUCGGAAGAAGAAGAUCAACUCCGGAAUCAAUCGGGUUGGGGACCUGAUCCCGUGUUCUCCAGCACUGAAGCAGAGUAAGAACAUGAUCCUGGAGCAGGCCUACAAGUACAUCACCGAGCUCAAGCGCCAGAACGAUGAACUCUUACUCAAUGCAGGGGACCAGGAACAAGCCCGAGAAAUCCGAAAACUCAGAAGGGAACUGGCCGACAUUCAGAAGGAGAACGCACGCUACAUAGAACUUUUGAAGAGCAAUGACAUCUGCCUGUAUGACGACCCGACGCUACACUGGAAAGGAAACUCCAAGCGCGCAAAGGCCUCUCUGAUUGCUCCAGCCGACCAGAAGCUCCCCCUCUGCCUGAGCAGUAAUCAGCUGGCAUCUUCUAACCAAGGCAGCACCGUGCACGGAAUUACUUUCAACGUGGGACAGAGCCUGCAGAAACAGACCGCCAAUGUGGUGCCGGUGCAAAGAACAUGCAAUCUGGUGACGCCCGUGUCCAUUUCUGGUGUGUAUCCGCUGGACAAAGCUUGGCAACAAAAUGCAACCUCCGCGACGACGACUACCCAGCAGGUUUCCUUGUGUCUUCCUGUCACCACUACAACUCCUACCACGGCGGACCUUGCCUCAUCAAAGGGAACUCAAACCGUCUUAUUCCACACCAACUCUGUAGCUCAUCUGUCUCUACCAUCCACAUCAGCAGGCUCCCAAUUCUUUACUUCCAGCCAGUCAGCACAGCCAUCUACCCUAACUGUAUCCACUGUCGCUAAUAUUCCAUCCCAGCCGUCGCUCUUGGCUUCUCAAGUUGGCAUGCAGUCUCCGAGCUCGAGUCAUGGAAAGAUAUCGGAAGCGGCUGGAUGUGCUGAAGCGGUGAAAGACUUGGUGAAGGAGAUUUUUCCCAGCGUCCAUAUUGAAUCGAGCCCGGAGGUGGUCAGUUCGAGGGAUAUAAACCCCUCCGUUGAAGUUCCGACGGCGUCCGCUAGUUCUUCCUGUUUGGAGACCAGCUGGUUCCUUUCUAACAACUUGCCGGAGUUGAGAAGCGUCGGCAGCAUAUCCAGAAUCCCAUCGGAUGGAAAUACACAAACGACAUGGACCACCUUGCAGCUUGCAGGGAACACCGUGCAGCCGUUAAGUCAUUCUUCCUCCGGCGCGGUGCCAGCUCUUUUGGUUGAGCAGGCAGUGGCAUCGAAAGAUAAGAUGAACCAGCAAAUGCCAGCCUGCGUAAACAUAAGUAGCAUAUUGGCAUCAGAAAACAGGACUGGGGAGCCAGUAAUGGUGCAGAUGCCUCCUGGUCAACCUGUCACAGUUCAGCCCUUCAAAACGCCAACGCAGCCACAAAGCACAACCAAUCUUCUUCCACUUAAUCAACCGGUGCAAGUAAUUCAGGUGGCCCAGCCGUUCAAUGCUGCUUUAAAUCCAGCUCCAGCCAAUCAGAACAUUAUACUGCUUCAGCCUCCGGCACCUACUCCUUGUCCACCUGUUCCCAAUCCAACGGUGGGCCAACAAAUUGUUAUAAUCCAGGCAGCCCCUAACCAGAAUCCAAUACCCCUCGUCUCUGCACAGCCCUCGCCUACAGUGGUGAUGCCUAUGAAUGCGCCCAAUCCCGUAGUUUGUCCGGCAAACCCGGUGCAAAGUAUUGUGGCUCCACAGACAUUUGGGGCAAAGCAUCUUGUACACAUAUUGCCCAGGCCUGCACCUGUGCAGCCUUCAGUUUCCACCCAAGUGUCGGCAUCUACUGCCACCUCUAACCAACAGCCCCCCACAUUUUCCCUCAACGGUCAGUUAUUUGCGCUGCAGCCAGUAACCCCUUCGGCUGGCUCCUCAAGCCAAGCUCCAAUGCAAAUUAUCCAGCCAACAACCAGUGAAGAUCCUAACACAAAUGUAGCCCUUAACACCUUCGGUGCAUUGGCCACCCUGAGCCAGAGCAUAUCCCAGAUGGGUGGACAGAACUGUGUACAGUUUACUCUGAACCCCUCUGUUACUCCUUCCUUAGCAGCCAAUAACCAACCAGUGAACUGCGCUUCUGUGCCUAGGUCCAGUGUGAUGACAGCAACUGCUGAAACAUCAGUUGCACCAGCGUCUGUACUGACAAAGUCUUCGUCUGUUAAACCAGUUCAUGGCCCUGCACCCAACACAAAGCCAAAGAAGAACAUCAAGAAGCCUAAUGUUAAAAAGGGAGGCCCCUUAAAGAAAGAAUCCACCCCAACCGUUACACCAGAUGGUUCAUCAGAGGCUUCAAAAUCUCAGGCCCACGGCGAUGAACAGAACCAGAUGGAAAAAUUGUCUGUUUUAGUUACUGCUCCUAUUACAACUCAAGAAAAAACCAGCGCAACAGAUGGCGUGUCCCAAAAUAUUGACCAAACCCAAGACACAGCAGGUGCUGAAGCCUGUGCUUCUGCAGCACUGAACAUGGGAAUGGAAGGAGACAUUCUUAGUGAAUCUGUAUCGCAUGAGCAUGCUCCAGCAGAGUUUUCAGCUGCUGGAGAUUUUGUUGCCGAAGAGGUUUGUGUUCAUCAGAAUGAGAAGAGACCGCCCUCCGUAGCGCCAGCCUCACCUAAGGCCGAGGUUGCGGCAGCCACACUCCCCUUAAAAGAGCAACCCGUUCAAGAUUCUCUGCAAGUUGACCCGUCUGUAGUGACCAUUCACGAACAUUCUCAUUCGGCUUCCAAAGAUUGCCUAAUACAAGGUGAUGCUGCAGACUUGACUCCCGUCGACUUGUUGGAAGUGCAAAUUUUGUCCGAUGACCCGAAUAUGAAAUCUCUUGAAAAAGUAACCACAGAUGUCCCCGACGGGUCUAAUACACUAUACAGUGAAGCCAAGUCAAAUGAUGCCUUGACGGUUGCAUCCACAGAUUCCAUCAUUUUGACCACCUCAGUUGUCCACAUUGCCCAGACUCAGCCCAGUACAUCAGAACACGAAGUCGUCGGUUCAUGUGCGAAUAGCCGACAGACCGACUCUCCAAUGUCUAACGGCUCCGGGAGCGGUCGGAAUUUCACCGUUGCCUCAAUGUUGCCGGAUACCAGUAGGGUAGACACCACUAACCCCAUUUCCUCCGCGCCACCUUUUAACGGUUGUAGUUUUUCUGAGCAGAGUGAAAUCGUUCCAACUGCUGCAAGAGCGAUAUUUGAUCAGGAAAAUCUUACAAAGGAGAAGACGAGAAUGCAAGCGGAAGCUGAAGAAGCAGUUUCUAAAAACACAGAAGUGGUAAUGCCGGGGGAUUGUUGCCUCCCAUUUAAGCCGCAUUCAGCCAAAGAAGGAAUCUGUGGGCUUCCAUCCGUAUCGCACUCCUUCAGUACUACGGAAACAAACGCCCCCUCAACCCAUGAUCGGUUGAUGGACAAAACUCAUUGUACGCUCGGGCUGAAUACUGCCAAUCUCUCGCUGCAAAUGGCAUCGUCUCAAUCCCAAAGCGUGACCAGUUUGAGCAUCAAUAAUUUAAUACACCAACGCGGGAUAAUGCACUCUGCUGCAAACUCUGCAAGUGUUUCCCAAGCAUCGGAACAUUUGCAUUUGUCUACUUCCACCAGUUCCUCAAUGCCCUCCAGCAGUUACGAAGGACAUUCUUCGGGGACGAUGGUCUUAUCUGAGUACCAUCAAAAUGAGUUGCAUUCUGUGAAGGCCUCGGUCAUGCAGGUUCCAUCAAACACGGAUUCUCAUUUAAAGCAAAGCUUAGAUGUUCGAAAAGAAUCCACCAAACGUGCUGCGCAUGGGGAUGAGUUGCUGUCGGCAGCCAAGAGGCAAAAGCAGUGUCACGGCCCCAUGAGGAUUGAAAGGAUCCAGCAACGUGACGGCGUUGCAGAGCAGAACGAGAUGUUAGUCGGUCAGAUGCCUUCUGACUCGUCGUCUUUGUCUGGAAGUAUUCAGGGACAUGGAGAGGGAAUUUCUAGUCUGUUCUCAGCGAGUAAUAACUUUGCCCCCCCAAAUCUGAGGCAAAGCGACAUGCGCUGCAAUUCUCAGCCAUCCAUCUCAGAGCAGAGUCAGAUGGGCAAUCAGCACCUUCAACCUUUACAGCAACACCAACAGGCAGCCCUUCUUCAUAACAGCAAUCCUUACCUAAAGCAGCAGCAAAGUGGACACAUGCGGGAUCAGCACCACUUGUACCAACAGCAACAGCAGCAGCACCACCUUCAACUUGCAGAUAGUUCAGUUCAUGCUCAGUCCCACAAUGUACAGCAGCAAAGAAUGCUACAGCAAGAUGUUCAGAUGCAAAAGAAACGGAACUCAAUUCAAGGUGCCCAGGUAGCAAGAUUGUCUCUACAGCAGAAACAGCUGCCUGAGCAAAACAGACAAAACAGUGCUCAGGCUCACUCUCACCACCAGCAGAUCCAGCAGCAGAUGCCCGCUCAUUUUGGGUCCUCGCAGGCAGAGAAAUCCUGUGAAAACACUUCAUCGGCCCGCGGCCUUCACGGUACCCAUCAACAAAGCCAUAUGAGUCAGGACAUGCUUCGUCAGCAUCAACAGGAUAUCAACAACCGGGCUCAGGGGUCUGUGGUAUCUACAGAGCAUCUGCCGGGUCUUGGCCAAGUCCAGAGACUUAUGACCUCAAGAAGUUUGGAGCAACAGUUGGUGUCCCAGCCCAGCGUUGUGUCCCGGAAUACAAACAUGAGCAUGAGCACGUCGCAUCGGCAAGAACGCAACCGAGUUUCAAGUUAUUCGGCAGAGGCACUUAUUGGUAAGAGCACUUCAAACUCUGAGCAGAGAUUAGGGAUUUCAGUCCAAGCCUCCAGGGUAUCGGAACAGAUGGAAAUGAGAAAAUACUUGGAUGCUUCGAGAAAUAAAGUUAUGUCGACUCACAAUAUUCAGAGCCGGAUGACCAUGGAACAUUCUGUAAAUACAGAUUCCCAGAGACUCGCCGACUGUCAAACCUUUAAGCCGGGCGGCAUGAACCAGCAGCAGCAGCCACCAGCUUCUUUCGAAGUCCCGACCUCAAGAAACAAUGACGGUGGCACCACGGCCAAUAUGAGAAGUCUUCAUUCCCAAACCUACAGAAGUAAUCAGAAUCCCAAUUCAGCAAUGGAACGGCAAAAGCACCUGCCGUACCAGACUGUACAAGAGGUCCAGGUGGCCAAUACACUUCCGAUUCGAGAUCAUGACAAUUCUUGCCACCAAAGCUUCAUGCAGAGUCUUUUAGCCCCACAUCUUGGAGAGCAAGUCGGUUCAAAUCAAAGGGGAAUUUCGGGGCCCCAGCGUCCGCAGUACAAUUCCUCCUCCGGCCUUGAAUUUGGUUGCCCGCCGACUCGUGAUGCUCUCCAUUUAAGGAGAGACGGGGAAGUCCACAACAGGGAGAGCUGCGACUUAGUCAUGGGACAGGUCACGUCAAGAAAUAAUUCUUUGAAUAUUCCUUUCUCCAGCUCUUCCGGAGAUAUACAGGGAAGGAACACCAGCCCUCACAAUACAAUGCAGAAGUCCCAUUCGAUUAGGCAAAUCGACAGUCAAGGUGCCAAGAACCAGCUUAACAUCCAAGUGUCUAUUAACAUGCACGGGGUGGUUCACCCGCCCAUUCCCCAUCAGUCUGUUUCCCAUGGGAAUGUCGAUCAGCGGCAAACGACGAGGCAGGUCAACCCACCAGUUCCGCAGCGCUCAAGGCAUCCCUUACAGGAGGAAUCGGAUUCCAAAAGCCGACCACCUGAAAGGAACAGGACUGGGAGCCAAAGGCAUAGCAAUAUGUUUGACCCGACCUUGCCUCACCUUCCGCUGGCUGGUCCCGGCAGCAUGAUCCUUGGGCGCCAGCAGCCUGUUACGGAAAAAAGACCCGGCAUUGUUCGCUUCAUGCCGGACGCCUCGCAAGUGCCCACUGACAAUUCGGGCCCCGACCAGCACACUUUAACCCAAAACUUUGCCUUUCCCUUUAUGCCAGAAGGCACAAUGAACCCACCGAUUAAUGCAAACGCCUCUUUUAUGCCCCCAGUCACGCAGGCCACUGCCACCCGAACUUCUGCUCUCAUUCAAGUUGACCCACAGAACACCUUGCCAUCGUUCUAUCCCCCAUAUUCACCAGCUCACCCAAGCCUGUCCAAUGACCUCACCCUGCCGUAUUUCUCUAACCAGAUGUUCCCCAAUCCCGGCACGGAGAAGACUAACAGUUCAGGCCUGAACAACCGAUUUGGCUCCAUAUUAUCCCCACCGCGACCUGUAGGCUUCUCGCAAACCACCUUUCCCCUUCUCCCAGAAAUGCCACCAAUGCACAUGGCCAACCCCUCGCACCUGUCCAACUUCAACUUGACCUCCCUCUUCCCUGAGAUUGCCACCGCUCUGCCUCCCGACGGCUCUGCCAUGUCUCCUCUACUGUCCAUAUCGCACCCCUCAGCUUCUGACUCUUCUAAGCAGACAUCAAAUCGCCCUGCACACAACAUAAGCCAUAUACUGGGCCAUGACUCGAGUUCAGCCGUUUAAUGUCAAGAGGAUCGAGUUACAUAUAUAGAUGAGAA
Molecule: messenger RNA, 6488 nt
Organism: Nanorana parkeri
Lineage: Eukaryota; Metazoa; Chordata; Amphibia; Anura; Dicroglossidae
Gene: USF3
Product: upstream transcription factor family member 3
Exons: 4
Coding region: 1-6453 (2150 amino acids)
Molecular function (GO): protein dimerization activity
Source: RefSeq, a predicted model, not a curated record